CACUGUGACCACCACCACCACGGUGACCACCACCACCACGACGACCACCACGUCGCUUCGCCACUCUCCACGGGCACCGCCUUCACGUCUCUGCUCCUUUACCGCGCGCAUCGUGAGCGCAGCAUGGCCCGGGAGAGGAACGGGGGAUGCGGCUGCCGGAGCUGGAGAAGGCGGAGGGCUGUGGUGAUGCCGUUGCUCAGCAGAAAGCAGCCAAUAGAAGCCCACGAGCCGAUCUCAUUCCUUGCAAACACUGUGGGAAACCUUUUCUGGGAGCACGUUUACCGACACAUCAACGCAGCUGCGGUGCCUUAAAAACAAUUGCAUCCACCAAGGCAGACCCAAGUGUCGCCACUUCUGAGAAAGUGCAAAACACUUCAGCCACAGAGGCAUUUAGCAAAUCAAGAGGCCACGAUUCGCCAGUCACCCUUGCGUCUGGACCAAGUCAUGCUCCUCUAGUGCUACAACAGGAACCAGGCAAAGCAAUAAACCACGGCAAGCGACUUUCCAGGCCGAAGACAACCACCCUUCCCCUGCGACCCAACGGGGUGUUUUCACACCCAGGUUUGGAGAAGCCAUAUUCUCUGCCCACCAUACCUCCGAGACGUUCAGCUAUGAGAGUGUGCUACAUCUGCGGUCGGGAGUUUGGCUCAAAGUCCAUCUCUCUGCAUGAGCCAAAGUGCCUGGAGAAGUGGCAGAUUGAGAAUGAGAAGCUGCCAAAGCACCUACGGAGGCCAGAGCCCAGCAAGCCAAAUACGGACUCAAAGGCUGGUGUUGGUGCAGCUAACGACUUGGCUUGGCAGAGUGCUCAGGCGCAGCUUGUUGCAUGCGAUAACUGUGGCCGCACUUUCUUGCCUGACCGUCUUGCCAUCCAUCAACGGAGCUGCUUUAAGUCCAAGGAGAUUGCUGCCAAGGAUGGUGGCCGUGGAGGGCCCUCCCUGUCCCGUGGAGCCACUUUCCGGAAACCCUCAAGCACUGUGAGCUCGUCCUUGCCCGUUGUUUCAGCUCCCAAAGCUCCCGGUGUCGAAAGGCUUGGAGUAGACAAUGGAGGCGGCACGAAUAAAAAGAACGGGAGUGUGACGGCAUCGCUGCAAGCCACAAAGGCCCCCAUUCCACGCACUCUCAUCUGCUACAUCUGUGGCCGAGAGUUCGGGACAAAGUCACUGAGCAUCCACGAGCCACAGUGCCUGGAGAAGUGGAAAAACGAAAAUGACCGACUGCCCAGAGAGUUACGCCGGCCGGUCCCAAAAAAGCCACUGGUGGCACAGGCUGGCGGGGGCACCGGGGCAAUUGCAGUGAGCAAUGAGGCAGCCUGGGAAAGCUUCAAGGGGCAGCUGGUACCAUGUUCUAACUGCGGCCGGAAGUUUGCGCCAGACCGUCUGCAGGUGCACCAGCGCAGCUGCAAGGUUAAAGGUCCUGGCACUUCACCUGCUUCUACUGGAGCAGGAACAAGUGCGGCCAUGCAGCCCAAGGUAAUCCGAAAGCCGCAAACGGUCAUCUGCUUCAUCUGUGGACGAGAGUUUGGAACCAAAUCUAUCUCCAUACAUGAGCCACAAUGCUUCACGAAGUGGCAUAUUGAGAAUGACAAGCUUCCAAGGAAUAUGCGUCGGCCUGAGCCCAAGAAACCUGAAGUGGCCUUAAUUAAAUCGAGUGGGACCUAUGACCUGGAGGCAGCCAAUGCAGCGGCGUGGCAAAGCUCGCAGGGCCAGCUGGUGCCAUGCCCUGUCUGCGGCCGCACAUUCCUGCCUGAUCGCCUGGCUGUGCACCAGCGUGCCUGCAAACCAAAGCCUGCCAAGGCUUGAGCUGGACCAGCUGGCUCUGGAACAGCUGAAGAUAGGGAGGCCUUCAAAAAAUGUCCUUCUGGGAGCUCUGAAUGUUCUUCCAGUUGGUUACCAAUUGUUUAUAAAAAAAAUAAUAGUGGAACAGAGUGGUAAAAAAUAUUCUGGGAAGUUUACAUUUACAGCUUUGAUGCUCAUUAAUACAUUCACCAACGUGUAGAGGCUAGAAACGUGUCAUACUCACUUCCAUGCUGAUGCAAAUGGGUUAUUAUACAGAUAGAAAAUAAACUGGUUUGCCUUUAAUUGUCUCUACCUUCACAACUGCACCAUCACAGCCUUCCCUGUUGAUAUGCUGUAAUGGGUCAUUGCUAUAUUAAUGAAGGCCGAAAUUGAACCAAACCUUAUCCAGCAUUGCCCAAUGUCAGCAUGUUGACUGGGCUAGAGCAAAAUGAAUGAACCUCAAAUUAACAUAAUUCUAUCCUUACUUUACUCCCCCCUUCAGCAAUCAAAGCUUUCAACUGAAAUCCUAGUCAGCCUUCACUCAAUUUUCCCUUGUUGCCCUCAUCGUCUGGAGCUUCAUUUUCCCAGACAUCCAUAUCUUCUGCUUCCUGCCCUAUACAAUUUCAGAGUCAAGACCUUGUUUCCUCUGUCAAUGACUGUCUUGAUCUUUUUAAAAUAAAUAUUGUCCACUGUACAGUGUCUUGCGAUAUGGUUGCAUUUAGAUACUUUACGAGUUAAGACUAACAAAAUAUCAGCCAAAUGAAGGGGCUUAUAUGAGAGAACGCGUCUGCUACGGAGAUGGAGGGAUGCCAUCCGCUUGUAUGCAGGUGCAAGAUGGAUUGUUGAAUCACAAACUAUAAGAGGUGGUGGCAGUUGAAGAGACCUUCAUCCAGCAGUGGAUAGGUCAAGGCUAAUGAUAUUGAUGAACAUUUGUAUUAUAUGCACUAUUUUUGGGGAAUUUUUUUUCACAAAUGUAUGUAAUGAUUUUUAAUAUAUAUGCAGCAGGGCAGAGUACCAAGAUUUUCCAAUUGUUUUGCACUUCUAAUAUGGUAUCAUACUUUACUCAAUGAAUGUGACGGUUCAUGUACCUUUACAUUAAAUCAUAGCAUGUGUAUGUUGAAAUAUAUAAAAUCUCUUAUAAUAAUAUA
Messenger RNA from Lethenteron reissneri (Far Eastern brook lamprey), 2923 nucleotides. Its product is annotated as zinc finger protein 474-like. The record is from RefSeq and is a predicted model, not a curated record. Lineage: Eukaryota; Metazoa; Chordata; Hyperoartia; Petromyzontiformes; Petromyzontidae.